Molecule: messenger RNA, 1464 nt
Organism: Culex pipiens pallens (northern house mosquito)
Lineage: Eukaryota; Metazoa; Arthropoda; Insecta; Diptera; Culicidae
Exons: 1
Coding region: 1-1464 (487 amino acids)
Molecular function (GO): nucleic acid binding; zinc ion binding
Source: RefSeq, a predicted model, not a curated record
AUGAGUGAGGACCCUGGAGGGGGAGUCCGGACAUUUGGCUCACGCUUUGAGCCGUUGUCCGGAGGUGACUCAACAGAAUUUACGGAAGUGACAUCACCGAAAAACAAGCCCGGCAAGUCAGGCAAGCGGAAGGACACGGUACCGAACCAGAAUCUGUACACCAAACAAAUCCGGAUGGACCAGUACAACGGACCACGUUUUCUGAUCCUCAAACGCACUGACCCUGGAAAGACAAUGGAACUCGAAAAUCCUUUCUUCAUUAAGAAAGCGAUGGACGCCAUCACGACAAACGUUCAAAUUAGCAGAUUGAAAGAUGGCGACCUGUUGCUGAAAACGGUUGACCGACAACAAGCAGCGAAGUUGUUGAAGCAAGAAAAGUUUGGCGGCACGAUGAACAUCAAAAUCACGGAACAUCCCAAACUGAACCUUUGCUCCGGAACCAUUUUCUGUCGAGAUCUGAUCAAGGUCUCUGAUGAACUCAUCCUCAGCGAACUCAAGGACCAGAAGGUAGUCAAGGUUGAUCGAAUGAAGAAAAAACUCGACAACGGACAGCUUAUCGAUACGGGAGUCUUUAUCCUCACGUUCGAUUUGUGCCACAUCCCUGACUCCAUUGAUGUUGGAUUCUACCCGUGCAAGGUCAAACAAUACAUCCCAUCCCCCCUCCGCUGCAUGAACUGUCUUAAGUACGGACACACCAAAAAUCGCUGUACUGGACCUCGGACCUGUGCCAAUUGUGGUACCCCAUACCAUGAUAACGCCCCGUGUCCAAAGCCGAAUUCCUGUCUACACUGUCAAGGACAACAUUCCGCUCUUGACCGAAAAUGUCCCAGAUACUUGGACGAAAUGGAAAUCCAAAAAAUUAGUGUGACUGAACGCCUUUCGCUGAACGAUGCCCGCAAGAAGAGAAGACAACAAGUACCCGAAGUCCCAGUCUUCACCAGCAGCUUUGCGCAGGUGGCCCGAGGUCUCCGAACAGCAACUGAUCCGAGCAGAAAUCUACAAUCAGCAGUCGCCCCAAAUCAACCCCGAACGCCGCAACCAGCCAAGCCUACGAAUACAAAGAACGACAACAAAUCAUCACCAACACCAACUGGACCAAACAACCGUGGACAACUAUCACCAAUGAACGAACUCAACAACGCAGACCAACAACCCAGCUGCUCCACUACGACGAACGAUGUGAACGCAUUGUUUGUCUCGCAGACCAGCAUGCCACCCGACUUUAUGAUGCACACACAAACGAUCGAAGGUACACUCCAGCCACAACAAUUACUCGCUCUAUCACAAACACCUCACAAUCUUAUGGAUUGUGACCAACAAAUUGACACCGACACUAACACUAUCAACAACACCAACACCAACACAAACACGAAUUCAGCAGAAUCUAACAACCUACUAACCAUUUCCCAAGCAAUUACUAACUCUAUUAACAUUCUCGAACAAGUAUCAGAAGAAGAAUUCUAA